This is a messenger RNA of Suillus bovinus, 669 nucleotides long. RefSeq lists its product as uncharacterized. The transcript has a single exon. NCBI's taxonomy places the organism in Eukaryota, Fungi, Basidiomycota, Agaricomycetes, Boletales, Suillaceae. The record is from RefSeq and is a predicted model, not a curated record. Bases 1 to 411 code for a protein of 136 amino acids.
AUGUCCAUUGCUCAGGGGGUUAGCGGUGCACCACCCAGCGUCUCUGCAACACUGCCCCCGGAAUUUUGGCAGAUGUUCGCUCUUCAUUUUGAUCUACCAGACGUCCUCACACUGGGAUUGGUUUCAAAGUUAUGUCGUGAAGAGAUGCCAAAGAAUUCGCUGCAAGCUGCUUCUUUCUCUGCUGCGCGAGCUGUCAUUACUGCUACUGUGUCUGUCGGGCAGGAUGCAGAGGCAACUCAAAGUGGGGUUGUGUAUUUUCCCCUACUGGACACCUGGCUUCGUGUCCCCAUUUCAGGCACACUCCCGCCUGGCGCUAGAGAGAAAACCCGCGCUAACAGGUUUCGUGGUUCUUACCAUAGGAUCCCCUACCGUGUUGCAUAUACCGUACAUGUCGGUCUCUUGUCACAGUAACUUUCCAUGGUUCAACCAUGCAUAUUUAACAUACUGUUUUGUAGCAAGACGAGAACCAAAUACAGACAUGUGUCAUACAGUUUCAAUGAUUUCUCGGCGAGCAUUUCCCUAUACGGUACUGCUAGUUGGUACAUGUAUACGCUGCUCGAAGACAAUCGAAUUCAUGCUAGUUUCUGCGUCGGAUGCGGCCACGAGUUUAGCGUGAUAUUGUCGAACGCUAAGGAUGAGGCGUGGUCCUAGCACAAACAUCUGCACGCC